GGCCAGGUGUCAUCUCAUCUGCAGUAUAGUAUAUUCUAUUGGGCUUUCAAACAUAAGUUAUCAAGGCCCUUUCCAUUUCCAAGCUGCCGUGCAUACACAGUACGACUCGUGGGGCCCGCGCCGUGCCAACCCAACUCUAGCGACCCCACACCCAAGCCCUCGUCACGGUCGCGGCGUCUACAUGCUCCGGCGCGCCGCCUCCACGAUCAAUGUGCACGCGGCGGCGUGGCUCCGCCGCCUCCCCCGCAGGCCGGCGACGCCUCCGCCUCCGCCCGCGCAGCUGGGGAACCACCACCCGCGGGCCCAGCUCCAGCCCCGCCGCGGGCUCCCGCACCUGCGUCUGGGUGGCGCGCGGGGCUACCGGCGCAUGGCGCGGCGGAUCCCGGCGGCGAGGCCCGACGGGUACUCCACCUCCGAAGGCGAGCUGGAGGAGGAGCCGGACGAGUGGGCGCGCGAGGAGAUCCUGGAGCCGGACGCCGCGGGCGAGGAGGGCGACGACUCGGAUGGCAGCGAGGUGGAGGGGUUCAUGCUGGACUUCGGCGCCCUCCGCGACGAACUCGGCAAGAAGGAAGAGAAGGGCGCGGAUGAUGAGGGAGGGAAGUAGCGGCGAGGCCGGAGCGGGCGGACCCUGCUUCUUCUGGCGGCGCUCGACAGGUGCUCGAGGAAACGCCUGCGAGGCGCCGCCGCGUCUAGCGCUACCUUAGCCCAUCGUCGCUGCUGGAUUCUUGUUUGCUUCAAAUCCUUGUACCAAAGUGGCAUUUCGAUUCCCAAACUCGUGGCAGAAUUUAUCACAGCGAUGUUUCUCUCA
Panicum hallii is the source of this 808-nucleotide messenger RNA. RefSeq lists its product as uncharacterized. Bases 182 to 604 code for a protein of 140 amino acids. Lineage: Eukaryota; Viridiplantae; Streptophyta; Magnoliopsida; Poales; Poaceae. The transcript has a single exon. The record is from RefSeq and is a predicted model, not a curated record.